Impatiens glandulifera is the source of this 2655-nucleotide messenger RNA. RefSeq names its product microtubule-associated protein 70-1-like. Bases 350 to 2242 code for a protein of 630 amino acids. Gene Ontology annotation, biological process: cytoskeleton organization. The transcript is spliced from 11 exons. Lineage: Eukaryota; Viridiplantae; Streptophyta; Magnoliopsida; Ericales; Balsaminaceae. The record is from RefSeq and is a predicted model, not a curated record. Gene Ontology annotation, molecular function: microtubule binding.
CACUUCCUCCUAGAAAGAGAAUAGAUGCUGAAGAAGAAGAUGAUGAUGCUGAAUGAUGUUGUUCGAUCUCAUAGAAACUUAGUGAGAGAAACUCCAUGGAAUCUGCAUUUGCAAUCUUAACGAAGAACAAGAAGAAGUGUUUUGAUUUUGUUUUGUUUUGUUUUUGAAAUACUUUAUCCAGAGAGAGAGAGUUAGUUCUUAGUAACAACAGCUAAACGAUUCGAUUCGAUUCACAUAUAUAUGUUUAUCUGGAAAUUUCGAGUGAUUUAGCUGAUAGUUUGAAGCAGUUGAAGUGUAGUUAGUUCUUAGUUACGUUCAGUGUUUUGACAUUAGAGAAGUCAGAUCCGGUAUGGAGGAGGAUUACGGCGACGGACGUUCGUCACCGACGGAAGCUAUACUGGAACUGAGCUGCGGAGAAAAUGGAGGCAAUGUCAGGUCGGAGACAGUUGCUUCUGCUUCGAUACCUAUUAAGGAAGGAGGAAAGAAUUUGCGACGGAGAGGUUCGGUACGGAGGAGUUUAGAUACGGAUGAGUUCUUAAAUUUGUUACACGGCUCGGAUCCGGUGAAGGUGGAGCUUAAUCGUUUGGAGAAUGAAGUUAGAGAUAAGGAUCGGGAAUUGGGGGAAGCGAGUGCGGAGAUCAAGGCAUUGAGGUUUUCUGAACGUCUUCGAGAGAAAGCUGUAGAAGAGCUUACAGAUGAAUUGACCAAAGUGGACGAGAAGCUGAAGUUGACAGAAUCUCUUUUAGAAACCAGAAAUCUCGAGAUAAAGAAACUGAAUGAUGAGAAGAAAGCAUCUAUGGCUGCACAAUUUGCUGCUGAAGCCACCCUUCGUAGGGUGCACGCUGCUCAGAAAGAUGAUGACAUGCCUCCUAUUGAAGCCAUCCUUGCACCUCUAGAGGCUGAACUAAAGCUUGCUCGACUGGAGAUUGGAAAGCUACAGGAUGAUAACAAGGCAUUAGAUCGCCUUACCAAAUCGAAAGAAGCUGCCUUACUCGAAGCAGAAAGGACUGUUCAGGUUGCCUUGGCAAAGGCUUCCAUGGUGGAUGAUCUUCAAAAUAAGAACCAAGAGCUGAUGAAGCAGUUAGAAAUAUGUCAUGAAGAAAAUAAAAUCUUGGACAAGAUGCAUCGCCAGAAAGUUGCUGAGGUUGAGAAACUAACUCAAACUGUCCGUGAGCUUGAAGAGGCUGUCCUUGCUGGUGGUGCUGCAGCCAAUGCUGUGCGGGAUUACCAGCGUAAAGUUCAAGAGAUGAAUGACGAGCGAAAAACACUUGACAGAGAGUUGGCCCGCGCAAAAGUGACAGCAAACAGGGUGGCAACAGUGGUGGCUAAUGAGUGGAAAGAUGCCAAUGACAAAGUUAUGCCUGUAAAGCAAUGGCUUGAAGAAAGAAGGUUUCUACAGGGAGAGAUGCAGCAACUGCGAGACAAAUUGAGCAUUGCAGAAAGAACCGCAAAGUCUGAAGCUCAGCUGAAAGACAAAUAUCAGCUGCGACUGAAAGUCUUGGAAGAAACACUAAGAUCACCCAACCGUGGGACUUCAGAGGCACGUAGUGCGAGUAAUGGACGCCGUCAGUCCCUAGGAGGAGCAGAUAAUAUAUCGAAAUUAACUUCCAAUGGAUUUCUACCUAAGAGGUCUCCAUCGUUUCAGAUGAGAUCUUCUCCAUCGUCUGGCAGUAGUUCAAUUUUGAAGCAUGCCAAAGGGACUUCAAAAUCAUUUGAUGGAGGCACAAGGUCGUUAGAUAGGGGUAAUAAGGUACUCUUAAAUGGAAUUAGCCCUAGCUUCAACCCUAGAUUAAAUAUUAGCAAGUCUUCAGUGAUUACAAAAGAAGAUGAGGUCGAGUGUAAUACCUGGAAAGAUAAUUCAGAACAAAAACCCAGUGACAUUACUACUUCAGUAGAUACAGAAGAUUCUGUUCCAGGGAUGUUGUAUGAUUUACUGCAGAAGGAAGUAAUUGCUUUAAGGAAAGCUGGUCAUGAAAAAGAUCAAAGUCUUAAAGACAAGGAUGAUGCCAUAGAGAUGUUGGCCAAGAAAGUUGAUACUUUAACCAAGGCUAUGGAGGUCGAGGCAAAGAAAAUGAGGAGGGAGGUAGCAACCAUGGAGAAGGAGGUAGCUGCCAUCCGUGCUGAUAAAGAGCAAGAAAAUCGAGCCAAGAGGUUUGGAAGCACAAGGAUUCCUGUAAUCAGUUCCCAACCAUUGCCUGCAAGAAAUAUAGCACAAGGUGGGUUAACGCGCAGUACUCAAUAACCGGAAGCUAGAUUUGACUUGAAACGGUGUGGGGGUGGGGGUGAGUAAAGAGUAGUUCUGCUGCAUUUAAUCUUUUUCUCUUGUCUCUUUUAUUGUGUGUUUCCUAUGGGAAAAAUAAAAGAAGCUAUAGAGAUAUAAUGAAUGGUGUGUGGAUGAUCUAUCUGACUUAGAUUGGUAUGGUUGGGGGGGGGGGGGGGGUUCCCUUGAGCAAAAAUUAGAGGGAUAGGGAAAGGUAAUGGAUGAGAGCUAACAACAACAACAACAACCCUUUUUUUUAGCAGGAUUUGGUUUUUGAGUGGCAGUAAAGUAAUUUUUGUGGCUGUUUUAUGCCCCAUGUUUAUUGUGAUUUCCUUUGUAUUACUUACCUUACUAAUACUUCUUUACUUACUUGGCUGAUUAUUUUAUUUCUUCUU